AUCAGCCUUCCCCACCCGUACUGGCCUUUUGACUCUCUCUAACAUUUCACAACGAGGAUUUAAAACAAUAUAUGUGUCUAAUGUUUCAUACACCUCUAACGAACAAGGGCUUGAAGAACUAGGCUCAAAAUUUGGUAAAGUUGAAUCUGUUCGUAUGCCGAGGGAUUAUGAAGGCAGAAGUCGUGGUUACGGCUUUAUUGAAUUUUCGCAUGAAGAAGAAGCUGCAAAAGCUAUGGAAGGACUCAACGGAUUCGAGUUUGAAGGUAGGGAACUGAGAGUAGCCGAAGCUCGUGGUGGGUCUAGUGGUCCCCGUGGCGGACUUGGUGGCUAUUCACGUGGCAGUAACUUCGGGAGAUUUGUUGACCGUGGUGGUCGUGAUCAUAUUUGA
Racocetra persica is the source of this 388-nucleotide messenger RNA. The record is from the annotation of a GenBank genome assembly. NCBI's taxonomy places the organism in Eukaryota, Fungi, Glomeromycota, Glomeromycetes, Diversisporales, Gigasporaceae.